AUGCUUGCUGGGAGUGUCAAUGACGAUAGCAUGCAGGGCUGGAAAAUAGCCCUCAAUCACAGCGGAUACAGAUUGCUUGCAUUUACAAGUAUCGAUGAUGAGAUACUUUUUUCAAUCAAAAAACAAGAAUGGGCCGAUAUGCAACAAACCGGAGGACAAGUAUCGCAAUCUCAACGGCACACCGCCGCUUCAAGGGCACAAGCCAAGCAUUCUGGCCACUCGGGAUCGUUGAGGGUUGAAUUCUUCUGGGUUGCGAUCAGGAAACUAUUUUUGAAGAACCCGUCAAUCUCGUCUCCCUAA
Puccinia graminis f. sp. tritici CRL 75-36-700-3 is the source of this 300-nucleotide messenger RNA. RefSeq lists its product as uncharacterized. Bases 1 to 300 code for a protein of 99 amino acids. The record is from RefSeq and is a predicted model, not a curated record. NCBI's taxonomy places the organism in Eukaryota, Fungi, Basidiomycota, Pucciniomycetes, Pucciniales, Pucciniaceae. The transcript has 3 exons.